GCCCGCGCUGCGGGCAGCGCUGCUGGCCGCGCUCGGUUCACAAUCGCAGCGGCCCGCCCCCGCUCUCCGGACCUAGGCAGGCGGUGGCCGCUCGGCCGCUCCCGGGGCCACAUGGCUGAGGGGGACACAGGGAGCGACCAGAGGCAGAAUGAGGAAAUUGAAGCAAUGGCAGCUAUAUAUGGCGAGGAAUGGUGUGUCAUUGAUGACUGUGCCAAAAUAUUUUGUAUUAGAAUUAGCGACGAUAUAGAUGACCCCAAAUGGACCCUUUGCUUGCAGGUGAUGCUACCGAAUGAAUACCCAGGUACAGCGCCACCUAUUUAUCAACUGAAUGCUCCUUGGCUUCAAGGGCAAGAACGUGCAGAUUUAUCGAAUAGCCUUGAGGAAAUAUAUAUACAGAAUAUUGGUGAAAGUAUUCUUUACCUGUGGGUGGAGAAAAUAAGAGAUGUCCUAAUACAAAAAUCUCAGAUGACAGAACCAGACGUAAAGAAGAAAACUGAAGAGGAAGAUAUUGAAUGUGAAGAUGAUCUCAUUUUAGCAUGUCAACCAGAAAAUCCAGUUAAAGCAUUGGAUUUUGAUGUCAGUGAAAAUCGAACAGAAAUAGAAGAAUUACCUCCGAUUGAUCAUGGCAUUCCUAUCACAGACCGAAGAAGUACUUUUCAGGCACACUUGGCUCCAGUAGUUUGUCCCAAACAGGUGAAAAUGGUUCUUGCCAAAUUGUAUGAGAAUAAGAAAAUUGCUAGUGCCACCCACAACAUCUAUGCAUACCGGGUCCUUUUAAGGUUACUUCCUGGUUCUGGGGCUGUGUUCCUGCUUUGGAGUUAUGGGGCACUCUUCAGGCUACUCGUACACACAGCUAUCGGAUGCUGCAUCAUUAUCUUCCUGGCAUGUGAGGAAAGGGACUGUGAGGAUGACGGGGAAACAGCAGCUGGGGGGCGUCUUCUCCACCUCAUGGAGGAACUCUGUGGGGGUCAGGCCUGUAGACUGGUGGGCUUCACGUUAAGGGCAGCAUUUGACAAAUGUCAAACUGAGGAAGACCUUACUGAUUUUGAAUGUGAGAAAUGUCAUGGUGGUGGUAUCACGCUGGUAUGGAGGGAUUUUGCUAGGACCAGAUCGCUUCAAACAUAUCAACAACUGUGCCAGAAACAUUCUAGUGGAGAAGAACUACACAAGUUCAUCAGAGGAAUCAUCUAAGACUUUGGGAAAGAACAAAAAAGUAAGAAAAGACAAGAAGAGGAGUGAACAUUAAUACCUGAAACUGUAUGAAAGGUUAAUUUGCCUAUAAUCAUAUACAAAUCCCACAGUCAUCAAGGAAUAUGUUGUGCAGAGAGAGAAUCCUGGACUGUUCAAGUCAGCCAACUCAUUGGGGACACCAAUAUUAUCUUUUCUUCUUUGGCUGUAUCAUCUGCCAAAAAUAGAGAACUUGUGAUAUUUUCUUGAGUGUUUCAGGCUGAUUCAGAAGGAUUAAUUUGAACUUAAUCACCACUUCAUAUAAUUUUAGGAAGGUAACAGUUGCCCAGGGCAGUACCUGAAUUAACUGUGCAUUUCAUUACAUGUCAAGUGCCUUUGUUAGGUGGGGAAGAAGUGUCUCUAGAGGAAUAUAAAUACCUGAUUUCUUGUCAUCGGGAUUCUCGUUUUGUUAAAUGAAUAUCACCUUUUACUGCUUUUUACUGCUCCGUAUGGCUUAUUGAAAUAGGGGCUCAUUGAAGAUUGAUCUUAGAGAGUUUCUUCUUGUGAUUUUAGUUCAUAAGUAUGUCACCUUUCAUUUUAUAGUGCUCAUGGAGUGAUGGAUUAAGUGAAAAUCCAGGAGUAUCCAUCUGCAGUUAUGUGCUGAAGUGAUAAUUCAUCUAACAGAUUCAUUAGCAUAAGCGUUAUGCCUCAGUUUCUGUCGCAAAUUGGUGAUUGUGAAAUUUCAAAAAGUGAUUUUCUAGUCUCUGCUUUUUUUGUUUAAUUCUUGUACUGUUAAGCAAUAAAUAUGGUGUGCCUGUA
Globicephala melas (long-finned pilot whale) is the source of this 1986-nucleotide messenger RNA. It is a transcript of the gene IMPACT, whose product is annotated as impact RWD domain protein. Gene Ontology annotation, molecular function: protein binding. NCBI's taxonomy places the organism in Eukaryota, Metazoa, Chordata, Mammalia, Artiodactyla, Delphinidae. The record is from RefSeq and is a predicted model, not a curated record. Gene Ontology annotation, biological process: GCN2-mediated signaling; regulation of translational initiation. Gene Ontology annotation, cellular component: cytoplasm.